AUUAACCAUCAUUGACAUAGGAUUUACAACAUGCCUGCUUUGCCUCUUUCUGCAGGUGUUUAAGUACAAAAGGAGAAAGAGAAAAGGAAGCUAAGAAGAAUGAUGGAUUGUAACGUUACCUCAUCAUUUGCUUCAGAGGUUAAUCAUGAAGCCUACAAGAAUGCCAGCAAGAUGAAUCCCUCAAUUCCAAAUCUUCCAACUGAGGUUAUCAUCAUUAUGGUCAUACUUUUCAUCCUCUGCUUUCUGGGACUUUUCGGGAACGGAAAAGUCAUUUGGAUCCUUGGUUUCCAUAUGAAAUGGAAUUAUUUCGCCAUCUAUGUCUUCAAUUUGGCUGUGGCUGAUUCUGGAAUACUCAUAAUGGAGGUUUUGAUGCAAAUAUCCUUGAUUUGUGAUCUAGGGAUGUCGACAAUUUAUUUUAUGUUCUGUCUUUGUUUUCUGUUUUACAAUUCUAGUCAACUUUUAUUAAUAAGCAUCAGUGUGGACCGGUGUGUAUCCGUGCUUUUUCCAAUUUGGCAACAAAGCCAUCGGCCACCCAAAUUGUCCCUCGCUGUGUGUGCUAUCUCUUGGAUUUUGGCUAUUCUAUGGUUUAUAGUGCAAGUGAAACUUUUAUUUUCAAUGAUUUUCCUACGGUGCCAGCUUAUUUUCACUUGGGUGUUUUCUUACCCAGUAAUGCUCACAUCCACUCUGAUCUUGCUUGUUAAAAUUAAACAACUCCAGCUAAAGAGAAAAGAGGCAUUGAAGCUAACCUUGCUUGCACUCAUAUGCUUCAUUGCAUUUCGCUUACCUUUGAGCAUAUUUUCCAUUCUUAAUUACGCCAAAUUUAAGCAAAAUAAUUUCCAGAUGCUAGUGUGCGCGAUAAGUGGGAGAGCCUCAAAAGAAAUCACAUUUACUGAUAACAUUUUCGACCUUUAUAUUCUUUCAUUGCUAUCUAACAUCUGUAUCGCAGUAAACAGCAGCAUCAACCCAAUCCUUUAUUUCCUGGCUGGGAGAAAUAAAGAGGAACGAUCCAAAUUAUCCAUGAAAAUUAUGCUCCAAAGUAUUUUCAGAAAUGAGGAAGAUACCAAGGAAGAUGAGAUGAAAACUGAUGAAAUCUAG
Messenger RNA from Thamnophis sirtalis, 1095 nucleotides. Its product is annotated as proto-oncogene Mas. Gene Ontology annotation, biological process: G protein-coupled receptor signaling pathway. Lineage: Eukaryota; Metazoa; Chordata; Lepidosauria; Squamata; Natricidae. Gene Ontology annotation, molecular function: G protein-coupled receptor activity. Gene Ontology annotation, cellular component: plasma membrane. The record is from RefSeq and is a predicted model, not a curated record.